CUCUUUAACUUUUGUGUGUGACUUGGGCGGGGUUGAUCACUGAUCAGAGUUGUACUAUUACCAAGAGUUAUAAUAUUCCAGCUUCAGUAGCUUCAUGAAAAAGAAGGAAGAAGUAACUGUCAGGAGGAGAAGUGACUCCAUUAAUUCAGAGGUGCCGGUGGAAGGAGGCUCAACUUCAAGCUCAGAACAAAAUGCUAAUGACAGUGAAGAUGAUAGUGGCAUCAGUGAUCAAAGUAACCCAGAAAUAUCUACACUAGUAAUAAUAAAUGACCAUUCUGGUACCCAUACUAAAUAUGCAGACGAGAACCCUGGAUUAUUUAAGAAUUUUAUUCAAAUAUUUUUCCCUUUUUUAAUUGCUGGUGCUGGUAUGAUGUUAGCUGGUAUAUUGUUGGAUUAUGUUCAACAUUUGAAAGUAUUUGUUGAAGUAUCUGAAUUGUUUAUAUUGGUUCCUGCUUUGCUUGGGCUUAAGGGAAACUUGGAAAUGACAUUAGCAUCAAGAUUAUCUACAUCUGCAAAUCUGGGAAACAUGGAUACCUGCAAAGAUCGCUGGUUAUUGACAUGGGGCAACCUCUCUUUAAUCCAAGGACAAGCAUUAGUAGUAGCAUUGGUUGCAACACUGACGUCUAUAAUGCUGAGUGGUAUUGGUGGGCAGCACUUGUAUGCAACUCACAUUCUGUUGAUUGGUGGCUCAAGUAUGUCAGCAGCAUGCUUAGCAAGUGCUAUAUUAAGCUCCUUGAUGAUCGUAAUUGUUCUGUUAUCACGUCCACUACAAAUCGACCCUGAUAAUGUUGCCACGCCAAUUGCUGCUAGUCUUGGUGAUUUAGUGACAUUAUGCAUACUUUCUGGCAUAUCAUAUGGUCUGUAUAGAGUCAAAGGUAAAUUGCUAAAUGUACAUGUAUCAUACUCUAUUUUACUGUUGUUUGUAGAUGAAACUGUUGUCAUAUCAAGCAUUUUAUGUGGUGUACUUCUUAUUUUGAUACCAUUUUGGUUAUGCCUGGCUUAUUAUAAUACAACUACCCGUUCAGUAUUAUAUAGCGGAUGGAUACCUGUCUUAUCAGCUAUGCUAAUAAGCAGCAUUGGAGGAUUCAUUCUGUCAAAAACAGUGUCUGUAUUUCCUGGAAUUGCUAUAUAUUCUCCCAUCAUAAAUGGUAUUGGUGGUAAUCUAGCAGCUGUGCAAGCUAGCCGAAUAUCUACACACUUACAUAAGGGUUCCAAUGCAAAUGCAAAGUCUACAGAUUAUAAGUAUAAGUGGAAUGGCAUAUGUGGUACAUUUUGGAAAGGUUAUCACACCAAAACAAGCAUUCUUCUAUUGAUAAUGGUUGUUCCUGGAUCAUCAUUAUUCUUGGUUCUUAUUCAUUACAUUAAAGCUGGCCAUACGACUUUAUCUGCUUUGUUUUUCAUUAGUUACUUAAUAGUAGCUAUUAUGCAGGUGGCUAUCUUGCUCAUAUUCACAGAUUGGAUGGUACAUUUCAUAUUCUGGAGACUGUCACUAGAUCCAGAUAACAUAGCUAUACCAUUUAUAACUGCUUUAGGAGAUUUUCUAGGGACUGGACUAUUAGCGGGGGCAUUCCAUAUUCUUUGGUUGGUAGGAGACAGAGAUUCUGAUGUUGGAGACUAAAUUUUACUAAACAUUAUCAUACAUCAGUCAUUAUUUCUGUUACAUGAAACUCAGUUACAAUUUUUUAUUUGUGUCCUUGCCUCAAAGGACUAGGUGAAA
Amphimedon queenslandica is the source of this 1717-nucleotide messenger RNA. RefSeq names its product solute carrier family 41 member 1-like. Gene Ontology annotation, molecular function: monoatomic cation transmembrane transporter activity. The record is from RefSeq and is a predicted model, not a curated record. NCBI's taxonomy places the organism in Eukaryota, Metazoa, Porifera, Demospongiae, Haplosclerida, Niphatidae. The transcript has 6 exons. Gene Ontology annotation, cellular component: plasma membrane. Bases 95 to 1618 code for a protein of 507 amino acids. Gene Ontology annotation, biological process: monoatomic cation transport.